Messenger RNA from Parathielavia appendiculata, 1540 nucleotides. RefSeq lists its product as uncharacterized. The coding region runs from base 286 to 1332 and encodes 348 amino acids. NCBI's taxonomy places the organism in Eukaryota, Fungi, Ascomycota, Sordariomycetes, Sordariales, Chaetomiaceae. The record is from RefSeq and is a predicted model, not a curated record. The transcript has 2 exons.
GUUCAUGGCAGCUGCCAGCCAGUUCACACAACUCUUCCCUGAGAUAAGUAUUCAGUGACAUUCUGCUAUUUUUUUUUUCCAGCGGGCGUUGAGCAGGCCGGUUUUUCACUUCCUUUUUACUCCUUUUAGCACUUGCACUCUUGCAUUCUUGCACAAUCUUCAACUUUUGAAGCGUUGUGGCUGAUUUUACUGCACUGAGCAUCGCCAUUCUUCUCACACCACCAUCGUUCAACCCUUCAAUCCCCAGUGCAUAUCACCAUCCUAGAGACAGCAGCAUCGCCCAUCAUGUGCACCGGCAUCAUCGGUCAGUGCCAGUGCUUCAGUUGCAUGGACCUUCCUACGCCUGGCAAGGUUCUGCGCAUCGAUUUCUGCCCCACGCGGCAGGAUGAACUCGUCGGCGUCUGGACUCCCUUCUCGCCCCAGACCGGAAAGCUCACUCCGUGCUCCAACCUGACCUUUGACCGCGUGCGCGACCCACUCUCAUGUCAUUUCAGAAACAUGGACGUUAACCAGGGCACCACGGCAAAAGCAGUCACUCACACCGACACCAAGCUGAAGCGGCCUGAAGACGUUCAGAAGGAGGAAUCACUCAAAGACGCUGCCAAUCACGCCCUCUCUCUGGGCUCAGCUUCCAAACCCAUCGAGAACGACCCUGUUGGGGCCGAGGUGGAAAUUCAUUUCACGCCCAUUAAUGCUGCCGCAGUUGCGAAACAUGCUUCUGCGACCACAAACGAGGACAAACCCGGAGCGAUCAAAGCCAUGCCCACUUUCGAUUACAACGACCUGGACAAGACAGACAAGGCAGACAACAUUGACAAAGCCGGCCACAUGAACACAAUGGACAAUGAUCCUCACGCCACCGCCUAUGAGAGCAACACCGAGAGCAAUACCGAGAACGACAAGAUGGACAUCGACGAUGCGCCUUCUGCGGCCGCGGACCCCGGCGCCGGUUCUUCCCACGAAACUUCCACCAACCCGACCGACAAACGGACCGUCACCAACGUUUCCGCUGCUAGCGCUGGCUCCGUUCAAGAGACUCUCUCCAAGCAGACGGCUAGCGCCACUAACACCAGCGGCUCCCUUACGCCCUCGAGCCGCAAGCGCCUCCCCGACAGCCGCCCGCGCACUCCGGCCGUUGCUGAGGCCGCCGCCAGUGUAACGCGAAACAACGGCCAGUGGACGCACGAAGAGACGGUGAAGUUGCUGCUGCUGCGGGCUAAAGCGGUGGCGUUUGAGGGUAUAGCUGAGUACCUCCCUGGAUGGGACGCUGCGGCGUGUGAGAAGCGACUUUCCGAGCUCGCGGGCAAGCAUGGGUUUAAGGCUUUUAUUUGAGGAAGGACCCCAAGGGGGUCCUUGGAGAACUGCCGUUGCCGGGUUGGCUGGAUCCGACAGGAUCGGCAGAGGGGAGAUACUAUCGCCGCUGCUGUGAUGGUUGGAUUACGUGGUCGGUCCUGAGAUAGAGACCUUCCAGGUUAUUAGAUGCCCGGGCGAUCACCCGGGACGGGCAACACGCCUAAAGAUACGGCAAUAGGAGAUCCUG